AUGGCCAAGCGGCGAGAUUCGGACGAGGAGAGCGGAGAGCUGAUCGGCCCUGCUGCGGUCCAGCGAGAUGAGACGCCGUAUCCCGGGAUGGCAAAAAUGGACGGAUUGGAGGAAAGAGGGGGAAGUGAACUGUCUUUAGAGGAGAUUUUAAUGCUCUACAGCCAACCGAUAAACGAAGAGCAGGCGUGGGCAGUGUGUUACCAAUGCUGCAUAAACCUGGCUCAGGGACAUAGGAGGAAUUCUGGCCCAGCUGCCGGUGCAUCAGUGGUGGAUACUCCGAAAAGGAUUGAGGGACCUCGGGAUGUGAGGAUUCAGAAAGACGGAGAUGUCAAAUUUCAAUAUGAAGGCUGUGAUGGUAAAUCCAUCCCAGCCACAUCAACAGAGGUGAUUGAGUCUCUGGGCAUCAUGAUCUACAAGGCGUUGGACUACGGACUGAAGGAGAGCGAGGAGCGGGAGCUGAGCCCACCCCUGGAGCAGCUCAUAGACCUCAUGACCAACAUGGGCGAGGCCGAGAGAGACGCCUGCCCUGACGAAGGUUACGAGGCCACCGAGGAAGAGGAGGAGGCCGAAGACGACCCCAUCAACAUCUGUAAUGUUCGUGGCUACAGGGACAUCCUGAGGAUGUGUGUGUCUCACCUCCCCAGCCCUGGCGACGCCCCCAGCCACUACCAGGCUGUGUGCCGUGCUCUCUACGCUGAGACCAGGGAGCUACGCUCCUUCCUGGAGAAGAUCAAGAGUGCCAAAGAGAAUCUUCGGAAGAUGGGUGGCGAGCCGUCUGAGGAUCCCAGCAGAGACCUAAAUGAGCUCCAGAAUGCAGACUGGGCUAAGUUCUGGAUGCAGGUGAUGGGAGACCUGCGGAACGGGGUGAAGCUGAAGAAGGUCCAGGAGCGCCAGUACAACCCUCUGGCCAUCGAGUUCCAGCUCACGCCGUACGAGAUGCUCAUGGAUGACAUCCGCUCAAAACGCUACAAACUACGCAAGGUCAUGGUAAACAACGACAUCCCACCAAGGUUGAAGAAGAGCGCCCAUGAGGUCAUCCUAGACUUCAUCCGGUCCAGACCUCCUCUCAACCCUGUGACAGCCAGGAAGCUGAAGCCCCAGCCCCAGGUUCCUCCCACUCUGCACGAGAGGAUCCUGGAUGAGAUCAAAUCUGAGAGGAAACUGAGACCUGUCUCUCCUGAUGUGAUCCGCAGGAGCAGGCUGGAUGUGUCCAGCCCUGACGGCCGCAGGAAGACUUCCAGCACCAUGACCCUCAGCAGUCUGUCCAAUGGGGGGCCAGGGGCACCAGGGGGUGGAGCCCAGGCCCUAUGUCAGAGGAAGAGGCUGAAAGCACCCACCCUGUCAGAACUGGAGAGCUCCGACUCUGACGAUGACAUCACCAUUGGGGGUCAAAAGUCAGCUAGUAGCUCCAGUGUCUCUACAUCGGUGGUGGACGACACCUCUCCAGAGUCUGUACUGGGCAGGAAGACUCCACCCAUGUUCCUGCCCAUCUCCUCCACCCCCCAGCCUGAGAGACGGCAGGCCCCCCAGAGGAGACACUCCAUUGAGAAGGAGACGCCCACCAACGUACGGCAGUUCAUACCCCCAUCCAGACAGAGCUCCAAGUCUCUGGAGGAGUUCUGUUUCCCGGUAGAAUGCUUAUCCCUGACGGUGGAAGAGGUGAUGCACAUCAGACAGGUGCUGGUCAAAGCAGACCUGGAGAAGUUCCAACAAUACAAGGACGUGUACAACGCUAUGAAGAAGGGAAAGCUUUGCUUCUGUUGCCGAUCCAAAAGGUUUUCCUUGUUCACCUGGUCCUACACCUGCCAGUUCUGCAAAAGGCCUGUGUGUUCACAGUGCUGUCAAAAAAUGAGGCUGCCCUCCAAGCCCUAUGCCAACCUGCCCAUCUAUUCCCUGGGCUCUACCACCACUCUACCCAGGGACCGGGUAGCAGCCCUGGGGAAAGCUGCCAGUAUAGCUGGUCCAGCAGCAGCAGUUUCAGCAGGAAAAGGAAAAGCAGCAGCCUCAGCAGCAGCAGCAGGACCAAGCAGAGAAGCAGCAGCCCCCAAGCCUGAGAAGCCCUCUACCAGCCACCAUCGCCUCAGCCUUCAGAAGACCAUGUCCAAGUUGUCUAAGCACGGUAGUCUGGAGAAGUCCCAUUCCCGUGACGAGGUGGAGCUCCCAGCGGAGCUGACGCAGGACUGGAGCACCAUGGAAGUGUGUGUGGACUGCAAGAAGUUCAUCCACGACAUCAUCUCCUCCAGCAAGCACAGCCUCUCCCUGGCCACCAAGCGGGCGCGCUUAAAACGCAAGACCCAGUCCUUCUACAUGUCGUCCCCCAAGGGAGCUGAUUACCGACCCUCGGAAAGAACAAUCAACGAGGUCUAGACUCUCCCCUCGUCAUUGUCUACCUUCUCCACUGUCUUCUAGCUACUUCCAGAACUUAUGGCACAAUACAGAACUCUGACUGACUGGGUUUUGAUCUGGAUGACCGUGCUGCGAUCCGGCCUAUACCAGUAGACGUGUCUAGUUUAGUCUGUCUGUCGAUGCUGUCAGAGCGGGCUGUGGACCUUUACUUUUCCUUGGAGGAAUGUGGACUGUGUAGUCAGUGCUUGUUGCUAUGUCCUCUGAUCGUCGCAUACAGUACCAGUACUUUCAGACAAAAGGAUACUAGUCCAUUUUUAUACAAUAUUUUGCUCAGUAAUGUAAAUGUUCCCAUAAUGUUCUGCCAUAGAGAGGUGGUUAAGGACACUGAAUGAUCAAAUGUGUAAAGUAUGAGGUAUUGUAAAUAUUCAAAGUGGUAUGGCCUCAAUCACCCCCUAUACUGGCACAAUUGGUGGAAUGUGGUAGGAGCUACUCGCCCACAGAAAAAUCAAUGAGCACAAGGCAAAAUAACGCUCCAUAUUUGAAUUCCUCAGGCUGUGGUAUUCUAUUGUAGGAGAGUAGGUGUAAUGUUAACAACACAAGUCACAUACUGAGAGCUGUGAACACCUUAAAGUGGAGACAAUAUGAGACAAAAGCAACAAACGAUUGAAUGACGACUUGAAAGGAUAUGGAACUGUAGAUGUUUUUUUACAAGUUAUAAUUUUCUAUGGUAUGGUAUACAUGUGUACAUAUGGUUCGGCUUAGAGUCAGGUGGUUUGUGAUGAAAAGUUGUCUCCCCCUUUUUACUCUUCUUGACAUGUUCAGGUUAUUUUUAGCUGACGGUACAAUAAUGAGUUAUGCUCAUUGAUGUUCUCUGGGUUCUGAGCGGUCUUGAUGAAGCAUCAUUUUACCAUAAAGAAUAACAGGUAAACAAACAGCGUGUCACUUUGCUCAAAGUUGGAUCAUACCCAUGAAGGUAGCCCAAACCUCUCACCUGUCUCUCCGUAGGCGUAGGGUCUACAGGAAUGUCAUGUGUCAGUGUUAGUGCCAAAAGAUUCCCUUCUGUCUAAACCAUAAUAUAAAACCCAAAUAAGUAUUUUUUUCUGUUGUAAAUACUCAUUGACCUCGCUAUAGAUCGCCAUCGCAGCUCCCGAUUAGAGCAUGCUUCUCCAAAAGACGUCAGACUGCUGAAUAUACUAACUAUAGAAAUAGAAUGAAUAGAAUGGGCGUCCCCAUUCAAGUCAAUGAUGGCAUAAUGGGUGGACUGGCAGCCAUUUUGAGUGUACCCAUGCCUAGGUCACAAAUAUAUAGGUUAAGACAACGUCGUCAUAAAUCUGGGAACAGUGCCGUUGCUAACUACCAUUGUUGUAUAUUAUUAUGGGAUAUUAGAAUCCCGUUGUCUUAACCUUUGUCAUCUUCAACCUAGACCCAUGCCAGGAAGUAAAAUCAGGAUGUGUACCCUUCAUACUGUGCUGUGAUGUUUUGUUGAGUCAACUCAACUGACAUUACAAAAAAUGUAUUCCAUUGCUUGAGUCACAUCAGUUAGCGUCAUUUGAAUGAACAGUCUUCAUUACCAUGGCAAUCCAGCAUCAGUUGAUAGAACAUUCCAAAUAACCAUGGAAAUUAUCGCAUCGCAAUACCAUGGAGCCAUUGUGAGUGUACAGAUGAGUUUACCAGUCAAAUUUCCAGAGUUAGCGCUUCCAAGCCUGUUCUAUUCAUUCUAUUUCUAUGAUACUAACGCUAUGCCAUGAUGAAGGAACAGUAUUGACACAGUAUUUGUCACUGGUAGUUGAACACACCCGAUAUCAUUGAGCAGGUACAGUAAUUGUGCUAGAUAAUCAUAACAAAAGCAGACACAAACAGUAGAAAUCACUUUUUGUCAAUAUUUUGUAUAGCCUGUGCCCCCAAAAAUAAUCUAGUCUGUCCCAGUAACAAGCAUGCGCCCCCAGAAAUAUAUGCAUAUAUGAAAUGAUCUCAAAUUGUCUUUCUUUGCUUUACAAUAGUUAUGGUAUGAUUUAACAUGCUUAAAACCACCCUCUGUUUUAUUGUAUAGGCAGCAAAGAAUGGUAUUACACGCUACUCUACUGUUCAACUCAAAGCCUCAAAAUGAUGCCUUCAUGAAUUUGUAUAUCAGUUGUGUGUGACUGUGGUGUGUCUUAACCAUACAGUUUGUUUCUAAACCAGAAGCAGAAGCAUAUUUCGGGAGCCAGGAAUCAGGAUGUAUGUAUAUUAAAGUGACUAUUACAAAUCCAGUCUUGUUCCUUAUAUUUCUGCCUUAAAUACACUGCCUUCUUCUCUCAUCAUUAACAUAUUGUUGUGACAGAUUGAAUCCACAGCGACUCAGCAUACUGUAUGUAAAUAUUAUUUAUAGUAAUGUCCGUCCAUAGAGCAGGUCUGUGUUUCCUUGACACUUUACAUAACAACUAAAAUCAUUUAGACUUGGGGCUAUUAACUUAGCCUAGAACCAAACUAAAUUGCUCUGUUUGGUAAAGUGAAACAGAACUAUUCAGUUAGGAUCCAGGCUACUAUUAACUAGCUUAGAGAUUGUUUCUCACAAAACAAGUCAUUGCAGGACAAAAUAUGGACUACAAUAAGUUGAGGUGAUCUACUGUGUGGUACAUAAAAGAAAGCCCAAAAUGUGACAGCAACAUGCAUGUACUGCUGUGUAGCUUGUAUCUUUAAUCUGUUCAAACCUUCCAGAUGUAACUCCCUCCCAGAGAGUUGAAGAAAUGAUGACAAAGAAUAAUACAAAUGUAAU
This is a messenger RNA of Salvelinus namaycush (lake trout), 5101 nucleotides long. RefSeq names its product protein spire homolog 1-like. The transcript has 15 exons. The coding region runs from base 1 to 2367 and encodes 788 amino acids. Gene Ontology annotation, molecular function: actin binding. Gene Ontology annotation, biological process: intracellular transport; cleavage furrow formation; actin filament polymerization. The record is from RefSeq and is a predicted model, not a curated record. NCBI's taxonomy places the organism in Eukaryota, Metazoa, Chordata, Actinopteri, Salmoniformes, Salmonidae. Gene Ontology annotation, cellular component: cell cortex; cytoplasmic vesicle membrane.